AAUUAAAUUAUCCAAUCCUAUACGAUACAUUCUGACCCUAUAAAGUAAAAAAUAACUGGGAUCUUCAUGCUGCUUUCCAAUAUUUGUGCCGCAAGUGGAAGACUGGAUUGGAAGAUUCUGCAAGAAAAAGCUGGGUUGAUGAGAAAGAAAUUUUUGACAUUUGAGGCAAGAUCAAGUUUAUAGUUUGCCUUAGUCAGUAAUAUAUAGUUGCAAACUUGGAGGCUAGAAAGAUAUUCUCUUGUCUGCCCAGAUGGAUGAGAAACAAAUGGUUCUGCGUGCCUCCGCUACAAUUAUUAUCUUUUUCAAUUAAAGACGAAGAUGAUGUGAAUAAAUAGAAAAACUUAUUAAAACUUUGUGAUUGAUUCACAUGCAUAGUUUGACAUCCACAGAGAGAAAUCACCGCUACUUUAUUUUUGCUUUUCCUCCAAAACCUCACAAGAAAACCGCCAUAACGUAACCCACCCGCCACUUUGGUGGCACUUAUUAAUACCUUGUUGAUUAUCCAUGGCCAUGCACACCAACUAUGCAUCUUCUUCCAAUUCACUCAGCUACUCAAAUCAUGGCGACAAAGGACUCAUCAUCGGAAUUAGAAUCACCAAGAAGGCUUCAAUACCCACUCGACUCCACCUCAUACAAGCUCCUCGACGAGAUCGGUUCCGGCGUCAGCGCCGUCGUCUACAAGGCUAUCUGCAUCCCCAUCAACUCCUCCCUCGUCGCCAUCAAAUCCAUCGACCUCGACGGCUCCCGUCCCGACUUCGACGACGUCCGCCGCGAAGUCAAGACUCUCUCCCUCCUCUCCCACCCCAACAUCCUCAACGCACACUGCUGCUUCACCGUCGACCACCGUCUCUGGGUGGUCAUGCCCUUCAUGGCCGGCGGAUCCUUCCAAUCCAUCAUCUCUCAUUCCUUCCCGGACGGAUUCUCAGAGCCAUGCAUCGCAUUCAUCCUCAGAGAGACUCUCAACGCUUUGUCCUAUCUCCAUAGCCAGGGACAUCUCCACAGAGACAUCAAAGCCGGUAACAUUCUCGUCGAUUCCAACGGAUCCGUCAAGCUCGCCGAUUUCGGCGUCUCCGCUUCCAUCUACGAGUCAAUCAUGAGCUCCUCUUCUUCCUCUUCUUCUUCUUCAAGUGUUCCUGGUUGUUGUUCGUGUUCUUCUCUCAUGCUCAAAGAUGUCGCCGGAACACCGUAUUGGAUGGCGCCGGAAGUGAUCCACUCCCACGUCGGUUACAGUUUCAAGGCUGAUAUAUGGUCGUUUGGGAUCACGGCGUUGGAGUUGGCCCAUGGAAGGCCUCCACUCUCUCACCUUCCUCCUUCUAAGUCCAUGAUUCUCAAGAUCACCAAACGCUUUCGGUUCUCCGAUCUGGACAAGUUUGGCGGCGGUUCCAGCUCCCAUGGUAAGAAAUUCUCCAAGAACUUCAAGGACAUGGUGGCUUCUUGCCUGGAUCAGGAUCCGGCUAAGAGGCCUACGGCGGAGAAGCUUCUGAAGCAUCCGUUCUUUAGAAACUGUAAGGGAUCCGAGUUUUUGGUGAAGAACGUGCUGCAUGGGUUGCCAAGUGUUGAGAAGAGGUACAAGGAAAUCAGCAAGGCUUCUUCUAUGAACAAUAAUAAUGAUGAUGAUGAUGAUGAUGAUGAUCAAGUGAAGCAUGGGAAGUUGAUGAAGCAAAGAAGGAUAAGUGGGUGGAAUUUCAAUGAAGAUGGAUUGGAACUUGAACCUGUGUUCCCAAAUGAUGAAGAUGAUGAGGCCAAGGCAACAAGAGAAGUUAAAGGUGAAGAAGGUGAGAAUGAGAAUAAUAAUGAAAGGUUAAAGGGUAUUGAAGGAGUAGCCAUGAAUGUGAACAACCGUGAUGCCAUGUUAGCGACACUCAAUGUUCUCAAAGGGAGCUUGGAACAAGAGCUUGGACAAGUCAAGGCCUUGAUCAACAUCUUACGUGCAGAUCGUAAUCAUCAUCAAGAUCUUGAUCAUGAUCAGCAGCAGUUGGAGUCACAACUAGACACCUUCAAGCUUCACCUUUCUUGAAAUUUUAUUGAUUCAACCUAAAGUUUCUUAUAUAUAUUUCAUAUUUCAUUUGUGUUGCCAUUCUUGUGUUGGAGAGAAGCUCAAGAGCUAACAAAAUUUAUUGUUUUUGCCAGCACUUUUAGUCAUGAAUCCAAUUUCUUUAGUCUAAUAAUCCAACAAUAUACUUUUAUUUUAUAUUUGUAUUGGUAAAAAAAUAGGUAAUAAUGAUAGUGCUAUAUUGCUGCAAAAAUUUAUCAAAAGACAUAAUAAACAAGAAGUUGGUGUAAUGUUUGAACUUUGAAAUUAAUAAUCAAAGGCAAUACCUAGCUAGUGAUGAUUACAAAAUUGAUCUUAUGCCAUCUUCUCUACAAUCUAUGUUAAGUUGUAAAACUUUGCUAGCCUAAUAUUCUGUGAU
Molecule: messenger RNA, 2411 nt
Organism: Arachis ipaensis
Lineage: Eukaryota; Viridiplantae; Streptophyta; Magnoliopsida; Fabales; Fabaceae
Product: Protein kinase superfamily protein
Biological process (GO): regulation of stomatal opening; protein phosphorylation
Molecular function (GO): protein serine/threonine kinase activator activity; ATP binding; protein kinase activity
Source: RefSeq, a predicted model, not a curated record